Rattus norvegicus (Norway rat) is the source of this 2741-nucleotide messenger RNA. It is a transcript of the gene F9, whose product is annotated as coagulation factor IX. The coding region runs from base 1 to 1389 and encodes 462 amino acids. Gene Ontology annotation, molecular function: calcium ion binding; serine-type endopeptidase activity. Gene Ontology annotation, cellular component: extracellular region. The record is from RefSeq and is marked validated. Lineage: Eukaryota; Metazoa; Chordata; Mammalia; Rodentia; Muridae. The transcript has 8 exons. Gene Ontology annotation, biological process: regulation of multicellular organismal process; proteolysis; blood coagulation.
AUGGCAGACGCUCCGGGUCUCAUCCCCAUCUUCCUUCUGGGCUAUCUACUCAGCACUGAAUGUGCAGUUUUUCUUGAUCGCGAAAAUGCCACCAAAAUUCUUACCCGUCCAAAGAGAUAUAACUCAGGGAAACUGGAAGAGUUUGUUCAGGGAAACCUUGAGAGAGAGUGCAUAGAAGAAAGAUGCAGUUUUGAAGAAGCACGAGAAGUUUUUGAAAACACUGAAAAAACUACUGAAUUUUGGAAGCAGUAUGUUGAUGGAGAUCAGUGUGAAUCAAAUCCUUGCUUAAAUGGUGGAAUAUGCAAGGAUGAUAUUAAUUCCUAUGAAUGUUGGUGCCAAGCUGGAUUUGAAGGAAGGAACUGUGAAUUAGAUGCAACAUGUAGCAUUAAAAAUGGCAGGUGUAAGCAGUUUUGUAAAAACAGCCCUGAUAACAAGAUAAUUUGUUCCUGCACUGAGGGAUACCAACUUGCAGAAGACCAGAAGUCCUGUGAACCAGCAGUUCCAUUCCCAUGUGGAAGAGUUUCUGUUGCCUACAAUUCUAAAAAGAUCACCCGUGCUGAGACUGUUUUUUCUAAUACCGACUAUGGAAAUUCCACUGAAUUAAUCCUGGAUGACAUCACCAACAGCACCAUUCUUGAUAACCUCACUGAAAAUAGUGAACCAAUUAAUGACUUCACUCGAGUUGUUGGUGGAGAAAAUGCGAAACCAGGUCAAAUCCCUUGGCAGGUCAUUCUAAAUGGUGAAAUUGAGGCAUUCUGUGGAGGCGCCAUCAUUAAUGAAAAAUGGAUUGUAACUGCUGCCCACUGUCUUAAACCUGGUGAUAAAAUUGAGGUUGUUGCUGGUGAACAUAAUAUUGAUGAGAAGGAAGACACAGAACAAAGGAGAAAUGUGAUUCGAACUAUCCCUCAUCACCAGUACAAUGCAACUAUUAAUAAGUAUAGUCAUGACAUUGCCUUGCUGGAACUGGAUAAACCUUUAAUACUAAACAGCUAUGUAACACCUAUCUGUGUUGCCAAUAAGGAAUAUACAAAUAUCUUCCUCAAGUUUGGUUCUGGUUAUGUGAGUGGCUGGGGGAAAGUCUUCAACAAAGGGAGACAGGCUUCCAUUCUUCAGUACCUUAGAGUUCCACUGGUUGACCGAGCCACAUGCCUUAGGUCCACAAAAUUCAGCAUCUAUAACAACAUGUUCUGUGCAGGUUACCGUGAAGGAGGCAAAGAUUCAUGUGAAGGAGAUAGUGGGGGACCCCAUGUUACUGAAGUAGAAGGGACAAGUUUCUUAACUGGCAUUAUUAGCUGGGGUGAAGAAUGUGCAAUGAAAGGCAAAUAUGGAAUAUAUACUAAGGUUUCCAGGUAUGUCAACUGGAUUAAGGAAAAAACAAAGCUAACUUAAUGAAAAACCUAAUUCCAAAGGCAAUUCGCUGGGAUUGAACAUGGAUGAUUCCUUUGCAAACUAGUCUUUGCACUGUUUGCUAAACUUCAAUACAUAUGCUCUAUAAAUACUGAUUUUUCUCUGUGCAGGGGACAAGCCCAUGUAGGAUCUAUAUUGUAUUAGAUUAAGUAGGUUAGCAAAUAUAAUCGCUAAAGAAAUACUUUAGUAAGAGAUUAACCAGUUCUGCAAGCCCAGUCCUUAUUAAAAUUUUAAAAUUAGAAAGUGUAGCUCCCCAUGUUGCCCAUAAGACAUGAUGGUUCUUGAUGUAGAGAUGUACCCAAUUCUCCCUCCUUGGUAUCAGUUCAUAUUUUAGAUCUUCCUCACCUCUCUCAAAUUUAUUGGUUUUCUGUCCAGAAUCUUUAGCUCGUUUAAGGCCAGAAGAAAGCAGGAACAACUGAUACAUUAAAACUCAUCAAAAGCAUGACUUCCUCUCUUGAUUUUCCCGAAUCCUGUAUCUUUUUCAACUCCCAAUCCACAAAUCACUGUCCCGUCCAUCAUUCUCACCCUCUAGUUCUCCAUCAGCUUUGAAAGAGGAAGAGGUGUGAGUUCCAGGACAGUCAGGAGUACAGAGAAAUCCUGUCUUGAAAGAAAAAAGAAAGAGAGGGGCAGGGAGGAAGGAAGGAAGGAAGAAGGAAGGAAGGAAGAAGGAAGGAGAGAAAGAAUGAUUAAUUUAGUCAUAUUGGUAUAUAUAUAUAAACACCACUAAUCUUACUUGUAACAACCACUUAUUUCUCUGAAGUAAAUACCUUUACCUUGAUAGAUUUCAGGCUAUUAACAUAAAGUUACUGGAAAAGGAGUUGGGAAAACAUAUGCAAAAUUACUUUUAAAACUGUUUCAGCCAGUUUUGAACCUCGAACCAGCUGAGCUUUCUAGAAACACUUCAACGGUUUAUCUUCGGCUUUCUCCAGUGCCAACCACCCUAAGUCGUCUCUCACAGCAGGCCCCAGGAUGCAAGAGUAAAUGGCGAACUGAAUUGCCCAGUUCUGGUUUUCUGCUCCCCAGUGAACUGUGUUAUCAUAAUUAACAUUGUUAUGCUGAAUUUUCUAGAGGGGUGCUGACCACCUGACCCAUUUUUCAUCUGUGAUUUGAUGAACUGGCAUUUUAAUACUUUUCUGGAUCUUUGUAUGAACUUGUUUGGAAUUGACCCAGUCACCUCACACUUAAUGAUGUAUAAAUCGUUUGAACCCCUUGUCACUGUCACCUGUCCCCACCAUACAAUAUCCUACUUUAUUACUGCUGACUCUAUUAAUGUUCCACUACUUACUGCCUCUUUUGUCUUGCAAAAAGUAUCAAUAAACAUCUAUCCAAAUUGC